UCGGCGGCGGACUCGGCCUGCAGCCUGGAUCCGGGCGGCGAGGAGGAGGACGGGGGGGGCCCGGCCGCCCGCUCCCCCCCGGCCAGCGAGCGCAGCCUGGAGUUCGACUCGGGGUACUCGGAGGCGUCGGGGGGCACGUGGCGGGAGGAGGAGGUGCCCGUGCGGCGCCGGCACCUGCUGCCCUGCCAGCGGGCACACCGGCUCUCCGCCGGCCCCGCCGCCCCGCCGCCCGUCCCCGCCCGCCGUGCCCGCCCCAAAUCCACCUCGGACGCCUGCCUGGAGCAGUGGCGGGCCCUGGAGCCCGCCGACACACAGGACUGGACCGUAGCGCUGCUGUCGCAGAGCCGGAACCGGCAGCCCCUGGUGCUGGGCGACAACUGCUUUGCUGACCUGGUGGAGAACUGGAUGGACCUGCCCGAGGUGGGCGCCGAGCCGCGGCGCCGAGCCCCCGCCGAGCCCUCCCGCCGGUUGGCCAAGCCCCCCGCCUUCCUGCUCAGCCUCUCGGGCAAUGUUCGCCGCAAGCUGGCCAACAUGGCCCGGCCCCGGGCGGCCGAGGGUGCCCGGCCAGGGGGCCGCGAUGCCACCAAGCGUUUCUCCUGCCCGCUGGGGCUGGGGGGGCAGCCCAAGGGUGCCUGCUUUCACCAGUCCCACAGCAACAUCACCCAGCUGGCCACGGACUUCCACCGCUUCACCGCCCUGAUGAACAGCCGCAGCCGCCAGCCCAUCAUCUGCAACGACGUUAUCGGCUACAUUUAGCCCCGCUGCUGCCGCCCGCACCC
Messenger RNA from Neopelma chrysocephalum (saffron-crested tyrant-manakin), 779 nucleotides. RefSeq names its product inka box actin regulator 1 (gene INKA1). Gene Ontology annotation, cellular component: nucleus. The transcript has a single exon. The annotation marks the transcript as partial. The record is from RefSeq and is a predicted model, not a curated record. Gene Ontology annotation, molecular function: protein kinase binding; protein serine/threonine kinase inhibitor activity. NCBI's taxonomy places the organism in Eukaryota, Metazoa, Chordata, Aves, Passeriformes, Pipridae.